AUGUCUACCGGUGUUGGAAUGUCAUCGUGCUGCUUGACUGGCAAGGUCCAGGAAGGCACACCAAAGGGCCAUGUUGAGACCAUUGCUGGCCUUCAAACCUACGUUGCCGAGCCCAAGGAAGCCGACAAGUCCAAGACUAUCAUCUUCCUCGUUGACAUCUUCGGAUGGGAGUUCAAAAACACUCGUCUGCUCGCCGACCAGUAUGCCGCCAACGGCUUCACUGCAUACAUCCCCGAUGUCCACGAGGGCGACUCACUCGACAUCGACUUCCUUCAGACGGUUGAGCCCCAAAAGUCGGAGCGCGACUCUCGCUCUCUAACAGAGAAGGCGGCUGCCACAGCAAAGACGGGCGCAACUCUCGGUCCCUGGCUGCUCAAGCACCGCGAAAGUGUCGCUCGCCCCUUGAUCGAGAGCUUCAUCAAGCAAGUUCGCAUGAUCCCCGGAACAAACAAGGUCGGUGCCAUUGGCUUCUGCUGGGGCGGCAGAUAUGCCAUCCUGGCCGGAGACAAGGACUUCAGCGGUGCCGAGGGUAUGGGGGUUGACGCCGUAUACGCCUGCCACCCUUCGCUCGUUGCUAUCCCUGGCGACUUUGAAGGGCUCGCCGUCCCUGCGUCAUUUGCGCUCGGCGAUUCUGACAGCUUGCUUGGAAACAAGGAAGUCGACCAAAUCAAGGAGCUCAUGGCCAAGAAGAAGAGCGAGGGUAUCGACACCGAAGUGCGUGUCUACGAGGACCAGGUCCAUGGAUUCGCACUGCGUGGAGAUUGGAACUCGGAGAAGGACAAGAAGGCCAUGGAUCAAUCGUGCAAGCAGGGAAUUGACUUUUUCAACAAGCACCUGUCAUAA
This is a messenger RNA of Aureobasidium namibiae CBS 147.97, 843 nucleotides long. RefSeq names its product dienelactone hydrolase family protein-like protein. The record is from RefSeq and is a predicted model, not a curated record. Lineage: Eukaryota; Fungi; Ascomycota; Dothideomycetes; Dothideales; Saccotheciaceae. The transcript is spliced from 2 exons. Gene Ontology annotation, molecular function: hydrolase activity. The coding region runs from base 1 to 843 and encodes 280 amino acids.